Eleginops maclovinus (Patagonian blennie) is the source of this 3010-nucleotide messenger RNA. RefSeq names its product membrane primary amine oxidase-like. The record is from RefSeq and is a predicted model, not a curated record. Gene Ontology annotation, cellular component: plasma membrane. Gene Ontology annotation, biological process: amine metabolic process. NCBI's taxonomy places the organism in Eukaryota, Metazoa, Chordata, Actinopteri, Perciformes, Eleginopidae. Gene Ontology annotation, molecular function: copper ion binding; primary methylamine oxidase activity; quinone binding.
AUGAGCAUCUCAGCUGACCCAAUGUCGCGUCCUUCAGUUGACUACCUCUACAUGAUCGAUCUCUCCUUGCCAAAAAAGCUGGAUGUUUUACACCAUCCGGAUACCAACGGCCCAAAACCAGCAAGAGAGGCAACCGCUGUGGUUUUUCAUGGCAAGAACAACAACAUAAGUGAAUAUGUAGUGGGACCUCUCCCCAACCCAACCUACAACCGCGAUGUCACCUUGGAAAGAUAUGGAAGGGAGAUCCCCUUGACUGCACGCCCGGGAAAUAUGGGUGAAUGCAUUUCUAUAACAAUGUUUCUGAAACAUGCACUUACUGAGAUCAGUACUCUGCUGUUAGACAGUUUUGGUAUAGACCUAUCAGCAAACUAUGCUUACUACGAAAACAUGCCCAGUGGAGUAAAGUCCGGUGAGAGACAGACCUGGUUUGCCCUUUGUCGAAAUGAAGAGGGCUUUUGCAUCAACCCUGUGGGUCUUGAGAUCUUGUGCAACCACCAAAGCACUGAUUAUCAGUCCUGGCUUGUGCUUAAGGUGCUUUAUAAUGGUCAGUACUUUGACAGCAUAUUGGAUCUGAAGCAGCAAUACGAGGCAGGAACCGUGCAGAAAAUCAUCUACAAACCAGUGCCGAAUUACGCCGCACUCAAAUCCAAGAACAAACCCACAGGCAACGGGCCCCAGCAGUUUUACGUCCAAGGUGAGAGAUUCAGUAUUAAGAACAACCACAUUGCAUACCUUGACUGGAGCUUUGCCUUUGGUCUGAGCCCGCUUAGAGGCAUGAGAGUUUUUGACGUUCGUCUUAGAAGAGAGAGGAUCAUCUUUGAGCUAACCAUUCAAGAGGCCAUUUCAGUUUAUGGGUCCGUCACCCCAAAUCUCAUGCUCACCAAAUUCCUUGACGGCAGCUUGGGCAUUGGUCGGUGUGCUUAUGAGUUGGUCAGGGGGGUCGACUGCCCUUAUUCAGCCGCCUUCAUAGACACAUUCCACUUCCUGGACACUGGUUUACCACGAACACUCCGAAAUUCAAUCUGUGUCUUUGAGCAUGACAUGGGCCGUCCUCUGCGGAGGCACUUCUCUGAGAUUAGCUUCAACGGUUAUGGAGGACUUGCAAACAGCGCGUUAGUGUUCAGGACCAUCACAGUGAUCGGAAACUAUGACUACAUGUGGGAAUUCAUCUUCUACCAGAGCGGCUCAGUGGAGGCCAAGGUGCACGCCACCGGUUACAUCGCCUCUUCAUUCGCAUUGAAGGACAACUUUGCAUUUGGGCACCAAGUGGCCGAAAAUGUCACAGGAAAUAUCCACACCCAUUUUCUCAACUUCAAAGUAGACGUUGAUGUUUUAGGAGUGAAGAGUGUAUUCCAGACCAAGGACAUGGAGUUUGUGAAUCUCUCACUGCCCUGGAUGCCUGAACAUACCAUGAUCCCUGAGGUGGUGGAAAAGCAGCUUCAAACAGACUAUCUGUACAAUCAGCAUGACAUGUGGAAUCCAGCUGUCGACUUCAGCAAAUACAUUGAAGACAAUUAAAACAUCGAAAACCAGGACCUGGUUGCCUGGGUGACCACCGGCUUCCUUCACAUCCCUCACACCAAGGACAUCCCUAACACAGUAACCGUGGGCAACGGGGGUGGGGUCCUUCUGCAGCCCCACAACUACUUUAACAAGGACCCGUCCAUCCACUCUCCUGAUGGGGUGUACCUCGCCCCGGGCAGCGAGGACAGCUGUGACAGCAACAGGAUGGCCUGCUUUGCUCAAGAGACCUGCAGCCCCGUCCUGGAACCCUUCACCUACCACGGCUUUAAAGUAGAGAUGAGAGGGAGGAAUUAACAUGUGAUUCUUCCUUUGUUUUGGUCCGGUCUCAUAAAUUACAUUAGAAUUUAGAUGAAUAUAUUUGUAAUUAUAUUUCAAUAUAAAUUGAAGUAAUGUUGAUGGUGUUUUUUGUGGCUCUAUGGAUGCAAUACAUUUUUCAAUGGAUUAUUGCUCUGUGGCAAUCAUUCAUUUAUGAUGCUUCUGUGUUUAACAGGAUAAUCUCCACAUAUUUACACACAUUUUAUAAUAGUUGAAGCGUAAAUACUAGAAUUCAAAGGCUAACAUUUGGCUAGAAGUGAAUUACAUUCUUAACGGUUGCAUGAUUUCACGUCACAACCGCUGAACUAAAGGCAGCUAACGUUCGACGCGAUGACGUUUAGUUGUCUCAUUUAGCAAAUUGUUAGCUUCUCCUGUUUUCAAGUAGCGUCCGAAUUCAAGAGUAUUUACGGACAUACUUUAUGUCGUGUUACCAAACUUAAAAAUAUCUUAAAAUUGUGUCAACCACAGACCCUUAUUUUAGGCAGCUAACCAAAAACGUAGUCAAAACAAUAUUUUCUUCAACACAAUGGGACCCAGGAUUGCUAAACUGCUAAGUCAUUUCCAGAUUCAGCACUUGAAAUGUAGUCCAGACAUUCAUGUUCCGUCUGUAUCUUUAUCUACUUACAGAUUGAACUCUGUGAGAGUCCACUGGUAAAACCCUCUAAAACUUUAACCUAUGUGAAAAAUACUCUUGAUGUAAGUAACUUCUUGGAGAAAUGUCCAGAAGUUGGACUGUAAGAAUUGCAAUUGAGAAACAUUACACAAAAUGAAGUUGAAAUGAAGUGAAAGGAAGUUGCCAGACUGUCACCGCAGCCAACCAGUGUGUGUCUUUCCAUCAGUCUCUUUUCAGGAAGGAUAACAUGAAAGGAAAAUAAUGGUGGCUGUGCUGCAGUCUGUCACUAAGUCUGUCACUUCAUGACUGGCAGGUCUUUCUCACCUGAUGGCAGGUAGUUAGAGAGGCAGUAAGAGGUUGUAUUAGAAGCAUAUUAACUUGCACAAUUAUAGCAUGAGGUGUUCCAAUCAUAUUACAUAUAUGGUUGUAAUGCAGAUUAAGAAAGACUGAAAACCAACAUUCCAGCCAUAUUCUUUCAAGGACGUGUUUAUGUGUAAAAAGUGUCCCUUACCCAUUUACUUGUAUCAUGAGAAAACAUGAAAUGGGUGUUGAUUUAUU